UCAUUUCAAGAUUUGCAACCGACGCGCCGUCAACACAAAACAUUUUGCUUGCAGAUCUUUUUUUGCGCCGAUGUUUGGCAAUUAGUUCGUCUGCGUCUCGCGUGCUCCAUCUCUAUCUCUCCUUCGCUCAUUCUGUGUGCAGUUGUUAGUGUGUUUGUGUGUGUGCAGUAACAAUUGCAGCAACAAUUGCAGUUAACCGAGAAAAUCCAAAAGCAACAACAAAAACAACACCAGAGAAACUGUAAACACCACACUAGUGUAGAAAUAAAAGUGAAGCCGGUUUGAAAAAAUUACGCAAAAAAAGAGCAGAAACAAAAACAAGGAGACACCACGGCGACCACAAAAUUAUUGUGUUAAGUCAAGUCGCACAGAAAUAGCAUAGAGCAGUGCCUAGGUAAUCCAUUAAAACGGGUUUUCACUGUGUGCAAAAGAGUUCGAAGGAAGGAAAGUAAAGCAAAAGGUUUGCCCGAAAAUGCAUUUGCUCUGCCUCUCGCUGACGUUGGCGGCGCUGGCACUCGGAAGUGUCUCAGCGGCCACGCUGUCCACGGCGCCACCAAGCGUUUUCAGCAGCGAUCCCAAUCCAAAUGCCAGUCUCAGCCCCAGUCUCUCCCAUCAGGAAGGCGAGGCCGAGGCGGGGUCAUUCGAUUUUGGCGGCCUGCAGUUUGAUGGAGUUACACAACAGACGACGCCGAGCAGCGCCUCGAAUGGCGUUACACCCUGUAGCCUCAGCUCGCCAGAGCUCAACGAAUGCAUACGCGGACUGAUCCAGACAUUCGCCCCGAAGCUGAAGUACCAUGGAGUGCCGGAGUUUAACAUGGGAUCCAUUGAUCCGUACUUCUACAAACGGGGCAUCUUCCGGUACACAAACGAUGGCAUCCAGGGCGGACUGCUGAUCAAGAACAUGGAGAUCUAUGGAAUCAGCGACCUCCAGGUGAACAGUGUUGUGUCCAACUUUACAGAGAACGGUUUUGUGAUCAAGUUGGGUGUGGGUCUGCCCCAACUGAAGGCCGGCGGACACUUCAAGGCGGACGUGAAGUUCGGCGGACUGCGUCUGGUGCCCAAGGGUCCAUUCAACAUAACCGUAGACAACAUCAAGGCCACAAUUCUCACUGACGGACACAUUGAGCGGCUUCCCAGCGGACAGCAGCGCCUCAGCCUCCAUCGCCUGAAUGCCAAUGUCAACAUCGGCGAUGCCAAAGUGACGGCCAAUGGAAUCUUUUCCGAUCGUAACCUCAAUGGCAUGAUCCUCAAUUUGGUCAACGAGAAUCUGCCAGAGAUCACCCGCGUCGGAAUACCAGCCACCCGCGAGCAAUGGGCACCCAUUCUGGUGGCACACAUCAACGAGUUCUUCUCAAAGGUUCCUAUCGAGAAAUUCCUGGUUCAAUGAUGCACAACCACCAUGGAAAUGUUUCUCAUGGAAUACGAGUUUUUAGACCUUAGCUAGCUUUAGUCUAAUAAUUACAAAUUUAAAUUUAUUUUAAAAGCUGCUUCCAAAUAAUUUUCAGUGCUCAAAAUUGAUUAGGCAAACCAUUUGGAAAUAAUUUCUACACAUCCAAUAUGUAUUUAUUUAUGUCAUCCAUUCUGAAACCAAGAAAGAAGUUGUGUAAAAACAUAGAAAUAAAUAUUAUUUUCGAAAAUUUA
Molecule: messenger RNA, 1641 nt
Organism: Drosophila guanche
Lineage: Eukaryota; Metazoa; Arthropoda; Insecta; Diptera; Drosophilidae
Exons: 4
Coding region: 473-1387 (304 amino acids)
Source: RefSeq, a predicted model, not a curated record